UUUGUUCUUCUUUCAGCAGCUGAGAAAGCCGAAUGCCGGAGGCCCGUUUCUGCAACGCCCGUGUCGUGAACCUCUCUCUCCGCCAAACUUGAUCCCUCCCGACUUCCACAUUGCCCCGAAACACGCCCACGGCGAGGACCACGAAUCGGCUUGUCACAAAACAAAAAGGAACCCCUGAUCGAGCUUAGGAAAAAGAAAGUCCAGCGAUCAUGAACCGCAUCGGCGUGCGCCGCUUCGCGACGACGGCCGCCCGCGCCAUCGACCCGCCCAGCGCAUACUCCCUCACCCUCUCCCGCGCGCAGGGCGUCGUCAAGGGCCUCACCGGCGCCAUCGGCAACACCCCCCUCAUCCGCCUCAACCGCCUCUCGGCCGAGACGGGCUGCGAGGUCCUCGGCAAGGCCGAGUUCAUGAACCCGGGCGGCUCGGUUAAAGACCGCGCGGCGCUCUACGUCGUCAAGGACGCCGAGGAGCGCGGGCUCCUCAAGCCUGGCGGCACCGUCGUCGAGGGCACCGCCGGCAACACGGGCAUCGGCCUCGCGCACGUGUGCCGCUCCAAGGGAUACAAGCUCGUCAUCUACAUGCCCAACACGCAGUCCCAGGGCAAGAUCGACCUGCUGCGGCUGCUGGGCGCCGAGGUCUACCCCGUGCCCGCCGUCGCGUUCGAGAACCCCGAGAACUACAACCACCAGGCGCGGCGCCACGCCGAGAGGCUCGACAACGCCGUCUGGACGAACCAGUUCGACAACACGGCCAACCGCCGCGCCCACAUCGAGACCACGGGACCCGAGAUCUGGGAGCAGACGCGCGGCGGCAUCGACGCCUUCACCUGCGCCACGGGCACCGCGGGCACGCUCGCCGGCAUCACGCGGUACCUCAAGGACGUCAGCGGCGGCCGCGUCAAGUCGUUCCUCGCCGACCCGCCCGGCAGCGUGCUGCACUCGUACGUCUCGUCCGGCGGCAAGCUCGUCGAGCGCACGGGGUCCAGCAUCACCGAGGGCAUCGGCCAGGGCCGCAUCACGGACAACCUCAAGCCCGACAUCGGCCUCGUCGACGGCUCGCUGACCAUCGCCGACGAGAAGAGCAUCGAGAUGGUCUACCGCUGCCUCGACGAGGAAGGCCUGUACCUUGGCGCCAGCUCGGCCCUCAACGUCGUCGCCGCCAAGGAGGUCGCCGAGAAGCUCGGCAAGGGCAACACCGUCGUCACCAUCCUGUGCGACGGCGCCUACCGCUACGCCGACAGGCUGUUCUCCCGCAAGUGGCUCGCUGAGAAGAAGCUCCUGGGCGCGAUACCCAAGCAUUUGGAAAAGUACAUCGUCCUGCCGUAGUGUGCGGGAUCGGUCGUCGU
Colletotrichum destructivum is the source of this 1345-nucleotide messenger RNA. Its product is annotated as Putative cysteine synthase/cystathionine beta-synthase, pyridoxal-phosphate attachment. The record is from RefSeq and is a predicted model, not a curated record. NCBI's taxonomy places the organism in Eukaryota, Fungi, Ascomycota, Sordariomycetes, Glomerellales, Glomerellaceae. The coding region runs from base 210 to 1325 and encodes 371 amino acids. The transcript is spliced from 2 exons. Gene Ontology annotation, cellular component: cytoplasm.